GUUCGGACCAUCACCCAUCUCGUCUCUGCUGCGUCGCAAGCUUCAGUCGUCGACAACACACACAGACUCAUCGAUCGGCCAUGUCGGACUCGAGCGAAAAGGCGAGCAGCGAUGUCGGGGUAGGUGAAGCGCUCCAAAGCCCAUUGCCCGUGGUGAAGCGCAACCCGUUUCGCUCUACAUUCUUCAACAUCACCAUCCUAGGCGUUGCAUGUUUUCUCAGCCCAGGUCUAUGGGGGGCGACCGCAGCACUGGGAGCGGGCGGCACGCAAUCUCCUCAGCUGGUGAAUGCUAGCAACAGUGCCACCUUCUCGCUCAUGGUGGUCACUGGUCUGCUCACGCCUGCUCUUGUGCGACUGACGAGCAUCAAAACGGCUCUGAUCAUCGGUACGACUGGCUACGCUCCUUACGCAGCGACACUGUACAGCAAGAGCUACUACGGCGACAAGGCAAAUUGGUCUAUUCCUUUCGGUGCUUCUCUCUGCGGUAUAAGCGCUGGCAUCUUCUGGGCCGCUGAAGGGGCUAUUGCUUUGACGUACCCGGAGCCCAAAAAUCGUGGUCGCUACUUGUCAUACUGGCUCAGCUUCCGCGUGAUGGGUCAAUUCGUCGGCGGAGCUAUUCUUCUUGGACUGAAUGCGCAGGCGAACACGGCGGGCAGCGUAUCCAAGUCCACUUACUUGGUCCUCGUCAUCCUGCAAGCGCUGGCACCCUUUGUGGCCGCUCUCAUCAGCCCUCCAGAGAAGGUGCAGAGGUCCGAUGGCAGCCCGGUGCUGCUGCGCAUGCAUUCCAGCCUUCGCGCAGAAAUCAAGAACACUUGGAAGACAUUGACGACACCACGAGUGCUGCUCGUGCUGCCUUUCAUGUGGCAGGGCACCUUUUCGGAGUCUCUGAUUGGCACAUAUGCCGCCGAUAACUUCACGGUCAGAUCACGAGCCCUCGGCUCGCUGUUGUCCGCAGUGGUGGGCGCUCUGGGAGUCAUCGUCCUGGGCCUAUUCCUCGACUGGCGCAAGUGGUCACUGAACACGCGAUCCAAGGCCGGCUUCUUGACUAUCGCUACCAUGCAGGCCGGAUGGUGGAUUUUCGCAGUCGUCAUCAUGAACCGUUACAACAGAAUCAAACCGACCUACGACUGGGUUGAUGGACCUUGGAGCUCCGGAUUUGCCUUGUACCUGCUCCUCCAGCUUGGCUUCAAUCUGCAGUACGAGUUCAUGUACUUCAUCAUUGGUGGAUUUGGCAACGGUCACGAGCAAGUGGUGAGACUAGCCUCCAUCUUGCGGGCGACAGAGUCAGCAGGUCAAGCCGUCAGCUACGGCAUCAACAGCACAUCACUGCGAUUGGACGCCGUAGCAGGCAUAAAUUUCGCCCUGUUCGCGCUCAGUGUGGUCCCCGUAUGGUUCGUUGUGCGAAGAAUUGGCUUUGCCGCAGAUGGCGUGACGAAAUUGUACGAGCCUCCUGUGUACGCGGAGCCCGAAGAGCGCGCCCAGCUGGCUGCUCAGGGAGUCGAGGGAGCUUUGGGCCACGAUGCCUCUGGCAAGCCUGUCCCGGUCGCAGAUGAGAAUCUGCAGCGGGCGUAGAGCAGCCAGAGCGUCUUCAACCUCCGUCAGGCCCCGCUUGAAUUGAGCUCUGAUGCAAGGCAUGCGUAAUAGAGCGACCCCGCACCACCUCCUCGUCUCUUUCUGACUUCUCCUUGAAGUCAUGUCACGAAAAGCGUUUGCACUCCAUAGAUGGCGCUUGCUUGCUUGUAUAUAUUGUACGAAUGACAUCUUCGACUGC
Messenger RNA from Ceraceosorus guamensis, 1770 nucleotides. RefSeq lists its product as hypothetical. The coding region runs from base 81 to 1571 and encodes 496 amino acids. Lineage: Eukaryota; Fungi; Basidiomycota; Exobasidiomycetes; Ceraceosorales; Ceraceosoraceae. The record is from RefSeq and is a predicted model, not a curated record. The transcript is spliced from 9 exons.